Messenger RNA from Colletotrichum truncatum, 360 nucleotides. The record is from RefSeq and is a predicted model, not a curated record. NCBI's taxonomy places the organism in Eukaryota, Fungi, Ascomycota, Sordariomycetes, Glomerellales, Glomerellaceae.
AUGAUUCCCUACUACAUCCCCUCUAGAGCCCCCAAGAAAGCCUCCGACGAAAAUAUGGCGCCCAUAAUGGACAAAAAGCAACAACAGCAACAGCCGCAGCAGCCGCAGCAACAGAAUGUAGACGACUCAGCCUCCAGCAUUGGUGCCUCAAGCAUCUCCUCGGAUGGCAGCCGACGACGACGCCGCCGCAACCGCAACAAACAAGUCACUUCCAAGGGCAACUUGGGACAGCCUCCCGUCGUCCAGCGCCUAGCUGACUCCAAGCCCGUCAGGCUUCAGCUCGGGUUGAACCUUGACGUCGACCUGGAGCUGAAGGCGAGGUUGCAAGGCGACGUCUGCCUCACACUGCUCGAGGGAUGA